AUGAGCUCGCGACAGCCCGAAGCCUCGACGUCGGCGCACCCCUUCGAGCACCCGGUUGCUCACUCCCCUCUCUCAACAUCGCCAACUCGCUACGGCGACCACGAUCACCUUGCGGCUCACGCUCAUUACGACGGCUCGUCACGGCGGAACCAGCCUGCGCGGGACGGAAGCGGCAGCAGCGGAGCUAGCCCCUCGCGGACGGGCAGUCGGGGCCCUUCACCUGCGCGAGGCGGGUCAGGAGAUUCGGACGGCGGCGCGUACCGCAGGAAAGGCAGCGACACUAUGUCCUCGAGUCGGCAGAACAGUGGGGAACGAGGACUCGGGCAGAUUCAGGAGCAUUCGGAAGCGGGUCUGGCUGGACGAGGGGCAGGCGGGCAGGGUCUGGGCAGAGGCGGAGGCUUGCCCGUGCUGAAUACGCACAUGUUACCCGUCGGUCACGGCCUGCUGUCACCGGCCAGCCCCGCCUACCCUCACCACCCCAACGACUCUCGAGCAUCCCUUCUCCCGCGCCAACGUUCCGGCUCGCAUUCGUAUUCACCUUCGCACGGUCUACCCAGCAGCAGCUCGACCCGAGCAACUCCUUCGCCGACCUUCCCUCCCUCACACUCGAACUCGACCCUCUCCUCGCACUCCCAUUCACACUCGCAGUCCGGCCUCCGGUCUCCCAUCACGACAAACUUCCCGAACUCGUCAUCAUCCACCACUCACACGCACCCGACUACCGCGAGCAACAGUCCCCUCAUGCACCCUCCUUCUCGACCUUCCUCGUCCGCCUCGCAUUCGCAACAAUCGCAUUCGCGAUCCCAGUCGCAGAAUCCUUCGGCGGACGGUCACUCUCGUACGAGUGGUAGUCGAUCGAGGGGAAACUCGGCGACAAGCGUCGACGGGCGAGAAAGUGAGCGAGGACGGGACGACGGCACGCCUGGCGGGAAAGCCGAGCGGAGAGAGAAGGAUCGCUCGCGGAAGGAGAGGAUGGCGGCUGCGACGUGCGCAAAAUGCGAGUUGCCGAUGACAGGCCAGUUUGUGCGAGCGCUGGGAACGGUGUACCACCUCGACUGCUUUCGGUGCAUGGACUGCGGCAAGAUGGUCGCCGCCAAGUUCUUCCCCAUCGAUGCGACCGACGGCUCAGGUCGCCAGGUGCCGCUUUGCGAGACCGACUACUUCCGCCGGCUGAACCUGCUGUGCGCGAAGUGCGGCCAAGCGUUGCGCGGUAGCUACAUCACGGCUCUCGACAUGAAGUUCCACGUCGAGCACUUCACCUGCGAAGUCUGCCCGACCGUCUUCGGCCCGCAAGACUCGUACUACGAGCACGACGGCUCGGUUUACUGCCACUUCCACUACUCGACUCGCUUCGCUGUCAAGUGUACUGGCUGCCGAACUGCCAUCCUCAAGCAAUUCGUCGAGAUCAACCGCAACUCGGUCGACGAGCAUUGGCAUCCAGAGUGUUACAUGAUUCACAAGUUUUGGAACAUCAAACUUGCGCCAGCGCCGAAAGCUGUCGAAGCGCUUCCUCCAUCCGACCCAUCCGACCAUUCUAUCGCGACAGUGUCUGACUCGAGCACUUCCGCCCCGCCUCCGCCCGAGUACCUCGCCAUCGAAGCCUCCGAGACGCCUGGCUCGCUCAAAGCGCGACAGAAGCACAUGGAGGAGCAGGUUUACCGCAUCUGGACGAUCCUCUCGGCUUUCGAGGAGUCAUCGGCCGCGUGCAUCUCGGAGAUGCUGCGGCACGUCAGCAGCGGGCACUAUAUGGAGGGCGUCGGGAUGGCGGAGAAGUUCGUCUUGCACGUCGAAACGCUCUUUGCGGCGAUUGACGACCUCAACGAGGCGUUCCGACGAGCUGGGGCGAAAGAACUACAACACGUCCGCGAGGCGCGCAUGCUCUGCAAGAAGGUCGUCAACUUCUUCAUGCUCCUUUCGCACACGCACGAGACGGGCGCGCGCAAGAUGUCAAUCACGCAGGACCUGCUCUCCCUCGUCACCGGCCUCGCCCACUAUCUCAAGAUCCUCAUCCGCAUCGCGCUCGCUGGCAGCCUCAAGCUUGAGCGGGAGCACGGGAACGUGCAGGCUAUCGGGCUCUUCCUCGGGCGGCUGGACCGCCUGGCGAGGGAUCCCGAAGCCAACAAGAUCUCGGCGACGAUGCUGGCGUUGGCGAGGAAGGGCGGCGCUCGGAACGCCUCGUCUGCUCGUGCCGGCCUUGGACCCGCGACAUCGACAGCACCCAACCGCAAGGACUCGGAUCGAUCGGCUGAAUCCGCGUCCGGCGACGAGGCGAACGGCGGUUCGCAUGUUGCGCCCGUUCUCGCUCGACCUACGUACGGGUACAAGUCUCUCGCCCGCGCUAUCGGCACGCUUGUCGGACAAGGCGAGGCGACGACGGAUCUGUGCGAAGGAUGCCGCCUCACAAUCGAGGAAGAAUGCGUCCGUCACGGCACCUCGAUCCGGUGGCAUCUGCCCUGCCUGCGCUGCGCCCAGUGCCAUCGGCUAGCGACGAAGGACGACUCGACUGCAAACGCCUCCGCGUUGCUGCCGCUCGCCGACUUCGUCUGGGUACCGGCGGGCGGUGAAGGCGGACAGGGGUCGACGGUCUGCAAGGAGUGCGCGCGGCGGGAACGGGGAGGAUCUCUCGAGGGAACGGUCGACGGCUUCGCCCACGUCACGCGACUCGAACAAUAUGCGUUCCUGCUCUGCGUCGCGCUUAACAAGCUGUACGGCCGCUUGAAGCAGCGAGGAGUGGUACCUGGGACACCUCCCGACGGCGAGGAGACGCGGUCGCUCUCCGACGCCUAUCGCGACUCGAGCGACAUCAAGCGGAUGAAGUCCGUCCAGCUCGACCGCAAGCUGUCGGCGACGACAGCCCGCGUCCCUCAGCGGUCCACCGUCAUCCAGUCGCCUUCCGGCCGAACGGCUCAGAGCGAUGCAACCGACCCGACCUUCCAGCUCUUCCAGGCGAAACCGCCCGUUCCGUCCCGAAAGGAUCAGCCGCUUGUCGACCCCGUACGCGGGACAACGAUCCCUCGGUCACAAGUGCGCGAGGUUGCGCCCCCUUCCUCCGGUGGUGCUACGCCUACGCCGUCGAAUGCCGUGACGCCGACGCCCUCGCCAGGCCUCGCCGGUCCCGCUCCCCUACCGCCAUCAGCUACCCUUCCCGCUGCGGUCCAACGACCGCACUUCAACCGCGCGACUACCGCUGUUCGCAUCGUCGACGACCCUCCUCCAAAGACGGAGGACGUGCCGAGCGGCGAAGUGCGCGAACGUGAAGGGCUGGGCGGGACGAGCGAGCCGACUAAGGAUGAGGAAGGCCUCACGCUUGCCGACCUGCCGAAGGCGCUCGAGGCUGAGCAGAAACGCGCAGCUGCACCCGACUAUCAGGCCGGGCGAUCUCCCCUCAGUGACCCUCGCGAACAAAGUCGACCUUACGCGAGUCCCGCCAACAACGGUCCGAAGCUUCUCUCCGAGCUGUCGGCGCUCGAGUACUUCAUCGUCAAGCACGUCUCAGCCGUCCUCUUGUCGAGCGAGACGAGCGCUCUCUGCGAUGUUGCGCCCCUCGACGACUUGCUGGACAUCAUCGACGCUCGGAAGAACACCUUUUGGGGAAAGCUCUUCAAGGCGGGCGGCGAGAAGAAGAAGGUGCCCAAGAAAGGCGUCUUCGGCAUUCCCCUCGAGGUCCUCGUCGAGCGCAACGGCGCCGACUCGAUGCACGGCGCCGGACCAGGUUCUCUCCGCGUCCCGAGCUUUGUCGACGACGUCAUCUCGGCGAUGAAGCAAAUGGACAUGUCGAUCGAGGGCAUCUUCCGCAAGAACGGCAACAUCCGUCGCCUCAAAGACCUCACAGAAGCGCUCGAUCGCGACGCCAGCUCGGUCAACCUCUCGGACGACAACCCCGUCCAGCUCGCCGCGCUCCUCAAGAAGUUUCUUCGCGACCUGCCCGACCCCUUGAUGACCUUCAAGCUCUUCCACCUUUUUAUCGCCGCGCAACGCGUCGAUGACCCGGAGGCACGCAAGAAAGCGCUGCACUACUGCUGUUGUAUGAUGCCGAAGGCUCACCGCGACACGAUGGAGGUCGUAUUCGUCUUCCUCAAAUGGGUCGCCUCGUUCUCGCACGUCGACGAAGAGACCGGCUCGAAGAUGGACCUCCAGAACCUCGCGACCGUCAUCAGCCCGAACAUCCUCUACGCCAAGGGCAAGGAUCCGGCUCGCGACGAGAGCUUCUCGGCCGCAAGAGUGGUGCAUGAGCUGCUCGAAAUGCAGGACGAGUUCUGGGAGGUUCCCGCCGAGUGCCUGUCCAUCCUGAACGACCAAGAGCUCUUCUCGAACCCGUCGCAACUUACGUCGAAGGAGAUCCUCGCUCGCGCCGAGAACCACAUCCGCCUGAACGGCCGGGCCACGCACUGGAAGGUCUCGAGGGGAGAAGCAAGUCCGCCGCGGCGACCAGGCUUGCAGGAGGCUUGGUCGGCGCCAGCGGUUCCUGGUGGAGGAGGCGGCAGCCGUCCGAUCUCGACCUACGCCUCGCCUUCGCCUUUCCGAUCGCCCGAACGGCCUACCUCGUAUUCGAAUCAGCCUUCGAGCGGCGGCGGCGGCGGACCCAAUGCGAAUGGCGCUCCGCAGCCAUGGUCGACCGGUUCCCCCCCUUGGCCACCUGCACCACCGCCCGAGGACCGCUUCGAGGCACCUUACCGCCGUGGCACCGAAGCGACCGGCUCGUCGUCGUCCUUGCACCGGCAGGCGUACUCAGAGUCGGGCCAGCCACCCUUCCCCUCCCACCCGAUGCCGCACACCUCGUCUUCCCACCCUUACCAACGCGCAGCCGGACGAUGA
Molecule: messenger RNA, 4815 nt
Organism: Rhodotorula toruloides NP11
Lineage: Eukaryota; Fungi; Basidiomycota; Microbotryomycetes; Sporidiobolales; Sporidiobolaceae
Product: Rho GTPase-activating protein
Exons: 11
Coding region: 1-4815 (1604 amino acids)
Biological process (GO): signal transduction; actin cytoskeleton organization
Cellular component (GO): cytoplasm
Source: RefSeq, a predicted model, not a curated record